AUGUUAAAAGCUCUAAAAAUUGUGACUUUUAUGCUGAUCAUUACAGUAUUAGGUUUGCUCUACAAAACCUCCAUCCAACAAAACAGUGUUUCCAUAUAUGUUAUCAUAUCAGAACUUUUAAAUUUUAAGGCCAGAAAUCAAAACCACAAUGUAAAUUGGGGAGCUGACAAUCUAGUUACUACCCAGAGGACUGUGAUACUGAAUCCAGGAGAAAUUCUAAGAAAGGGAAAUGGAAUCAUAUUUCUAGAAACUACAAACAACAUCCGGCCAUCUUCUUUAGUCUUGUGUGCUAUUGAGUCAGCGGCCCAUGUGUACCAUGACAGGCCAAUAGUGUUCUUCAUGAAAGGUUUAACCAACAUAACUACAAUGGAAGAGGAGAGCCAAAUACAGAACAAUUUCCCAUCACUUGCAUCCUAUAACAAUGUCUACAUCCUACCCCUAAGACUUGAAGAAAUAUUUGAGGAUACCCCUCUUCUUGCUUGGUACAAAAAGAUAAAUGUUACAAUGGAACAUCACUGGAUCCACGUCAGCUCUGAUGCCUGCAGACUGGCCUUGAUUUGGAAACAUGGGGGAAUUUAUAUGGACACUGAUUUCAUAUCGUUUCAACCAAUUCCGGAGGUGGAUUUUGUGGCAGCUCAGUCCUCCAAAGAAUCUAGCAAUGGUGUUUUUGGAUUUCGACCCCGGCACAGUUUUCCCUGGAACAGCAUGGAAAACUUUGUGAAGAAUUAUAAAGGAGCAGUGUGGGGACACCAAGGACCACAGCUAUUUACAAGGGUUCUUAAGCAGCAGUGUGAGUUACCUACUUUUAAGGCACUGGAAGAUCUCAUUUGUGGAAACAUCUCAUUUUUGAACCCACAGCAUUUUUAUCCCAUAUCAUACCCAUAUUGGAAGCAAUAUUACCAAGUCUGGGAAAAGUUUCCAACUUUCAACAACUCCUACUCUUUGCAUUUAUGGAAUUACAUGAAUAAAGGAAGGAAGACUGUUGUACAUGGAUCUAAUACAUUAGCAAGUCAUCUUUAUCAACAGCACUGUCCCUAUACCUAUGAAGAACUCAAGGAAAGUCACACAAACAAAUCUACAACACUAAGUAACUGA
This is a messenger RNA of Xenopus laevis (African clawed frog), 1095 nucleotides long. RefSeq names its product alpha-1,4-N-acetylglucosaminyltransferase. Lineage: Eukaryota; Metazoa; Chordata; Amphibia; Anura; Pipidae. The transcript is spliced from 2 exons. The coding region runs from base 1 to 1095 and encodes 364 amino acids. The record is from RefSeq and is a predicted model, not a curated record.